This is a messenger RNA of Daldinia caldariorum, 1149 nucleotides long. RefSeq lists its product as uncharacterized. The coding region runs from base 1 to 1149 and encodes 382 amino acids. NCBI's taxonomy places the organism in Eukaryota, Fungi, Ascomycota, Sordariomycetes, Xylariales, Hypoxylaceae. The record is from RefSeq and is a predicted model, not a curated record. The transcript has a single exon. Gene Ontology annotation, molecular function: carboxy-lyase activity; hydrolase activity. Gene Ontology annotation, biological process: secondary metabolic process. Gene Ontology annotation, cellular component: cytoplasm; cytosol.
AUGACCUCUUCAACGCAUCGUGUGGUAGAUAUCCACACCCAUAUGUAUCCUCCUGCAUACGUGCAACUUCUAGAAACACGAAGCAGCAUACCCCUGAUACGGAAGUUCGCCGGUGCGAAAGAACCCCGCCUCAUUAUAUUACCGGCGGAAGCGGAAUCCCUAGACAAGAUUACAUCGGAGGAUCCGGAUAAAACGUCAUCUCACCUUCCCGGCCGCCCGGUCACAACCCAUUAUUCUUCUCUUAGUCAAAAGAUCCAUUUUAUGGACACGCAUAAAAUUGACAUAUCGGUCAUCUCGCUCGCAAAUCCAUGGCUCGACUUCGUUGCCUCCGAGGAGGCCGGAGAGGCGGCCAAGUCUGUUAACCAAGAAUUCUCCGAUAUGUGCGCCGCAGUCCCCGGCCGGUUAUUCUUCUUCGCGACUCUACCGCUAACCGCGCCGCCCGAGACGCUAUUAGCAGCUAUCGGACAUAUCCGCAGCCUCAAAUACUGCCGAGGAGUUAUCCUCGGAACGUCGGGGCUCGGGAAAGGCCUUGACGAUCCGGCCUUAGUGCCGGUCUUCCACGCGCUCGCGGCUAACAAGUUAACCAUAUUCCUGCACCCUCACUACGGCCUGCCAAGCGAAGUAUGGGGUCCUCGCGCCACCGAGGAAUACGGCCACGUGCUGCCGCUGGCCCUGGGGUUCCCCAUGGAAACCACGAUCGCGGUGGCGCGGAUGUACCUCGCGGGCGUGUUCGACCAGGUGCCGGAGCUGCGCAUGAUCCUCGCGCACAGCGGCGGGACGCUUCCCUUCCUAGCGGGCCGCAUCGAGAGCUGCAUCGUGCACGACGGCCACCUGAUGCGGGAGGGCAAGGCGGGACCGGGCCGGCGGACGAUCUGGCAGAUCCUCCGCGAGCAGAUCUACCUGGACGCAGUCGUGUACUCGGAGGUCGGGCUGAAGGCGGCGGUGGACGCCAGCGGCGCGGACAGGCUGAUGUUCGGCACCGACCACCCGUUCUUCCCGCCGCUGGGCAGCGACGAGCAGGGCGAGUGGGAGAGCGUCACUUGGAACGCCGAGGCCGUGAGGAAGGCCCUCGGGGACGCGACGGAUCGCGGGAGGGCGGUUAUGGGCGGGAACGCCGUCGAGGUGCUGAGGUUGCUUGAGGAUAGUUGA